Molecule: messenger RNA, 1632 nt
Organism: Drosophila montana
Lineage: Eukaryota; Metazoa; Arthropoda; Insecta; Diptera; Drosophilidae
Product: prominin-like protein
Exons: 6
Coding region: 1-1512 (503 amino acids)
Cellular component (GO): membrane
Source: RefSeq, a predicted model, not a curated record
AUGUCAGAACCAAGCUUUCAAUCCAAACCUGGGAUCAAGGACGUGGAUAAACAGCUGAACCCAAGGCGGAUCGCUGGUUCGAACCCUGGGGAACCCAAGGCAGGGCGCUGGUUCGAACCCUGGUUACAGAUCAAAUUACUCAUCCUGCUUAUUCUUGCGCUGAUAUUCGGCUGCUUUGGACGCGUCAGACAUAGCGAAGCCGUGGACCUCAGCAGCAAGGGCAUCGGAGCUAUCUUCCUGUUUUUCGCCAUAAUAAUGAUAUUCUGCGUGUUAUCGUUCAUAUUGCUACUCGGCCUAUUUUACUUUAUCUUCGGGCUAAUCACCUACGAGGGCGUCUGUGCGCCGUUGCGGGAUCAAAAGAAGAACGAUUUCUUUCGCCAGAUGGAUGCGACAAUUGAUCUGCGGCGAUAUUUUGCGAAUAACGAGUCGGGCCCGCAACCAGAUUCGGGGUUGCACGUCUCGGAUGCGAUCGAGGCGUGCGCGGCAAACGAGACGAUCUUCAAUCUGCUGCAGAGAAACAAUUUGUAUGAUGUCAACGAUCUGGUGCGCAUCGAAGUUAUCGGCGCUCACGUAACGCCAAAUACGACCAUAUUUUCAGCGAACAUCUCCACAUACGAGGUGCUCACCCAGCAGGAGAAGGACGGCCUAAAUGUGGCGGCGCAAAGCAAUCUGUCCGACUAUCACAGUUCGAUAUUCAUAAAGCAUUUGUGCAACACAAUGGCGCCCGUCGAUCUGCCCCGGAUGAUCAAUAAGCUGAAAGAUUUGCGUUCCGGUCUGCCCAGCAUUUGGGGUAUCUAUGACUCGGCGAUAAUCGCCUUGGGCAACCAGGCAUUUGCCCUGGAGAAAUUUGAAAAAGAGCUCGCUGAUCGGAUUCGAUAUACUCUAAUUAAAAUGACCGAGAAACUGCUGGAGAUCGAUAAGCUUAUACUGUACGAGGACAGCCCGUUUCAGGAGUCUAUCGAAAAUCUAAUCGAAUUGGCGGAAGCCUCCGAAUUGUACAUCAGAAAUAAGGCCGAACCGUUUGUCAAUAUACUACGCCAGAAUCUUUCAGUUUUUGUCGAAGAUGAGGUCGCCAACUACACAGAAAUGGUCGUCAAUUUCUGUCAUCACAAUGUUGGCCGCUGCGCUCCACUUGCCUACAUAUAUUACCGCGGUGUGGACCUCAUAUGUCAUCGUCUUGUCGAUCCUAUGAAUGGCUUCUGGUUGGGCGUCCUGAUCUGUGGCGUGCUGCUCCUGCCGAUCCUCUUGGUGGCUCAUCGCUUGCUCUGCCUGUACAACAAGAUUUAUCCGUCUACGACACCAAUUGUCGCCGUGGCCGCGGGCAGCUGUCCAUUCUGCACAGGCGCCAGAUUACAGGGCUUACCUUUAUUGCCAAUUACCUUCGGUGUAUGCAAUGAAUUGGAUGCCAAUCGAUACGAGGAUAGAAAUGCUGCCGGCAGGCCACCAGCAGCUGCUGCAGAGGUCGAGGAGUCGGAGCCGGAGCUCUCGAGCAGCAAGCAUAAACAAGAAUAACAAAUAAGAAUUUAACUAAUUAUAUAUAUUUUCUUUGCGCGUUUUAAAAUGUAUAUUUAAUCGAAUGUUUUUUCUGCAUUGUGAAUAUAACUAAAGUGAUAUAUUUUAUACACAAUUAAA